AUGGAUUUUAAGAGCUGGAACAAAAAAACUAGCCUGGAAACACAUGUUGGUAAGAUUAAUAGCAUCCAUAAUCAGGCAAAAAGAAAAUGUGAGGAUCUAAUGCGGCAAGAACAAUCUAUUCAUGCAUCAAUUGAGAAACAAUCUAGUAAAGAUAAGCAUGGAUAUCGCAUUCGAUUGGCAACUUCGAUUGAUGUAGCAAGGUUUCUCGUAAGACAAGGAUUGACAUUUCGAGAUCAUGAUGAAUUUAAGUCAUCACUUAAUAGAGCCAAGAGAAGGUUGCAAGAGUUGAGGAAAGAUAAUAAAUGGGAUUUAUUUGUUUCUGAGGUGUCUACAUUUUGUAUCAAGCAUAACACUGUAGUACCUGCUUUUGAUGAGUUGUAUGUUAACUUUGGAAGAUCACGGCGUAAACCUGCUGACUAUACUAAAUUGCAAGAACUUAAUGAUUAUUUCAAUGAGGUGACAACUGAGUUGCUUCAUGGUGUUGCUUGUUUUAAUACGGUAGACUCAUUUUCAAGUUUUGACAUUCAGAAAAUAAUGAGAAUGACUGAAUUAUAUCCUGAUGACUUUGAUGAACUUAAUAUGUGUGUACUUAAGAAUCAUCUUGCAAAUUACAUUAUUGAUGUUCGUGACAUCGAUAAAAGAAAAAAAAAACAUUCAUGUUAUCCUCUUGUAUUUCGUUUGGUGAAAUUUGCAUUGCUUCUGCCAGUUGCUACUGCAUCUGUUGAAAGAGCCUUUUCAGCAAUGAAGUUUAUUAAGAAUGAGUUAUGA
Messenger RNA from Capsicum annuum, 768 nucleotides. RefSeq lists its product as uncharacterized. The record is from RefSeq and is a predicted model, not a curated record. Gene Ontology annotation, molecular function: protein dimerization activity. NCBI's taxonomy places the organism in Eukaryota, Viridiplantae, Streptophyta, Magnoliopsida, Solanales, Solanaceae. Bases 1 to 768 code for a protein of 255 amino acids. The transcript is spliced from 4 exons.